Molecule: messenger RNA, 1337 nt
Organism: Cotesia congregata
Lineage: Eukaryota; Metazoa; Arthropoda; Insecta; Hymenoptera; Braconidae
Source: the annotation of a GenBank genome assembly
AUUAAAUGACCAAUUAUUAAGCUUCCAAGUACCCCUUUGCUUUUUUUCUACGCUCUGCAACAAUAUAGUUUUUCUUUCUCUGAAAAAUGAUAUUUUAAAUUGCUCCCUCAGCUAUACACUCUUGCUUCCCAUUGUUGAAAAACAUGAUCGCUGAAAAGUUGGAGUAUGUCAAGUUUCAAAAUGUCAUCAAACGACUGCGCUGCAUUGUCGGGUUGUUAAAAAAAGAGGAGUCGAGUUUAUUAUCUCGAUCGUUGAUUCAUAUUUAUCUGUUAUUCUUUAUCAUUCCAGUUUUCGGUACGAUAAAUUUUCUUUUUGCCAAUAUCACGAAUAUAAUUAUCGCGACCAGAGCUUUGAGUCUACUGUUGGGCUUCUCCACAACAAUGAUAAAAGGAAUAACUUUUAUCGUAAACCGCAAAGGCAUCGAUGAGCUCUAUGAAACUCUGGAACAAUAUUUUGACGAAUUGUUGAAAACUCCCGAAAUGUCCAAGCAAAUUUUGAGUAAAGUAUCCAUUUUUAGGCGAUUUCCGUCAUUUCUAUCGACAUUCACAGUUUUGCUCUGCCUAUUCGUCGCACUCGGGCCAAUUCUGUCAAUUUUAACUCAAGUUCGCCAUAAAGUUUCGCCUAUCAAUUAUCAUCUUGCUUAUCCAGCAGUCUUUCCCUGGGAUAUAAAAAAAAGUGUUCUUCUAUUCAGUUUGCAUUUAAUUGACGAGUAUUUUCUUACUUUAAGCAUCGCGAUAAUCACGUCAACAGUGGAUAGUUUGUAUACCUAUUAUAUGUUCCAAAUGAUUGGUAUUUUACGAACAAUAACCCAUCGAAUUUCUAUGUUUGAUGAAAACAAUUGUGAGUUUGAAAUACGUGAAUGCGUUAAUAAGUAUAACAUAUUGGUAGACUGUAUAAACAAAUCCGAACAAAAACAAUUCUACCGAAUCUGUGGAUUUGAAAAAAUCUACGGGGUUAUUAUUUUAUGGACCAUGAACGUCAACGCUAUUGUUCUUUGUGGACUCAUUUAUCAGCUUUCUCACGCUAAAUCAAUUCCCUUUGCUUCAAUGGUUUAUUCCGGCGCACAUGCUGCCUUGAAAUUAAGCCAAGUUUUUAUAUUCGCCUGGAGUGGGUCGCUUCUUACCACCGAGAGUGAAAAUCUGCGAGACGCCGUCUAUGCUUCACGGUGGCUCCAAAACAUCCGAUUGAAGUCUUCAAUAAUAAUAAUGCUUUCCCAAAAACCUCUCACUCUGACAGCUUGUAAUUUUUUAUACGUCACAAUAGACAUGUUUGUAAAAGUAGGAAACACGACCAUAUCUUAUUAUUUAUUAUUAAAAACAUUUGAACAAGGCGCUUAA